CGCAAAUCAGAUUUCCAACGAGUAAGAUGGAACCGAGCAAUGUAUUAAAUCCUACCGUUAGAGUGAAAGAUGAGCCUCUUGAUGAAUCUUGCAAUGAUGAUAAUGAUUACAAAAUAUUUGACCCUACACCCGUUACUCAAAAUGUUAAAUACGAAAGGUUUUGGCGAGAAAAUGUAGGCCAAAUGCUUGGAGAAAUUGACAAAAAUCAUGAAAAUGAACUUGACGACAUCCAAAUCGAAUUGGAAUGUACAGACAUGAAGCCCAAUUUAUUGGCGAAAAUUGAAUAUUUCUCUCCAAAUCACGGACAGUAUAGUGAUGAUUAUAAAACUGGAAGCACAAUUAAAUCAGAAACUGUUGGGACAGUGAAGAAAGAAAUUUUUAGCGAAAAAGAAAGUGAUUUGAAGUUAGGUUAUGGACUCUGCGAGAAAAAUGAAACAGGAAGUGUUUCAAAAGAGAUUAACUAUAAUCAUAGGCUAAAAACUCAGACUGAAUCAGCCCGUAAUGGCAAUAUCAUACCUUCAUGUGGUAUUUGCGGAAAAGUGUUCAAACGAAUAGGUCAUCUCAAUAGGCACAUCAACUUGGUGCAUCGUAAAAUAAGACAUGCAUGCGAUAUAUGCCAAAAUACGUUCUCAGAGAAGAAAAGUCUCAGAAAUCACAUCGAUUCGGUGCAUUAUAAAAUUAUGCAUCCAUGUGAUGUAUGUCAAAAGACAUUCUCAAACAGGAGUAAUCUCAGAAAGCACAUCGAGUCGGUGCAUAAUAGUGUCAGAUAUGAAUGCGAUAUAUGCCAAAAGACAUUCUCAGAUAAGGGUUAUCUAAAAACCCACAUCGAUUCGGUGCAUCGUAAAAUAAGACAUGCAUGCGACAUAUGCCAAAAUACGUUCUCAGAGAAGAAAAGUCUCAGAAAUCACAUCGAUUCGAUGCACAAUGGUGUCAAAUAUCCGUGCGAUAAAUGCCCAAAGAAAUUCUCACACAAGAGUUAUCUCAAAACCCACGUCGAAUCGAUACAUCAUAAAAUUACGUAUUCUUGCAAUAAAUGUCAAAAGACAUUUUCAGAAAAGGGUUAUGUCAAAACUCACGUCGAUUCGGUGCAUAAUGGUGUCAGACAUGCAUGCGGUAUUUGCCAAAAGACAUUCUCAAAUAAGGGUUAUCUAAAAAAACACAUUGAUUCGAUUCAUAAUAGUGUCAGACAUGCAUGCGAUAUUUGUGAAAAGACAUUCACAACAAAGAAUUAUCUCCAAAACCAUAUCGACGCUGUGCACAAUGGAAUUGGCUUCGCAUGUGAUAUGUGCACAAAGAAAUUUACUGCGAAAAGUAGUCUGAAAGCCCAUAUCGAUGCUGAGCACAAUGGAAUCACCCACACAUGUGAUUUCUGUGGAAAAAAAUUUAAAUAUCAGACUCAACUCCGUAAGCAUGUCAAAUCCUCACAUAGUGGUAUCGUAUAUUCAUGCGAGACAUGCGGCAAGACAUUUGGACAGAAAAGAAAUCUCAGAGCUCACAUCGAUAUGGCGCAUCGCUCACGCAAUCAGACCUAAUAAAUGUAUUAAGUUUAUGUUCAAUUAAGUUACAAAUUCAAAUGUACGAUCACGUGGAUCUCCUUAGACGACUGAAUUAAUAAUUUUUAUUAAUUAUAUGAUCAA
Messenger RNA from Trichogramma pretiosum, 1637 nucleotides. RefSeq names its product zinc finger protein 112-like. Gene Ontology annotation, biological process: regulation of transcription by RNA polymerase II. Lineage: Eukaryota; Metazoa; Arthropoda; Insecta; Hymenoptera; Trichogrammatidae. The transcript is spliced from 4 exons. Gene Ontology annotation, cellular component: nucleus. Bases 27 to 1532 code for a protein of 501 amino acids. The record is from RefSeq and is a predicted model, not a curated record. Gene Ontology annotation, molecular function: DNA-binding transcription factor activity, RNA polymerase II-specific; RNA polymerase II transcription regulatory region sequence-specific DNA binding.